UUCAGUCCUGCCGGCACAGGGCUUUAACCUACUGCACAAUGAAAUACGAUAAUAAUUGCCACCAGCAUGUUGGCACUGUCUGGCAUAGCUACAAACAUGACUUGACAUCCUAAGAACUGCAUUCAUGGCCAUUGGGUGAUCUGGCCAAUCAUGGAGCUGAAGGUAUGGGUCGAUGGAGUCCAGAGGAUCGUUUGUGGGGUCACAGAAGUUACCACUUGUCAGGAGGUCGUGAUAGCUCUUGCUCAAGCUAUAGGUCGUACUGGACGGUAUACCUUAAUAGAGAAAUGGAGAGAUACAGAGAGGCACCUGGCCCCUCAUGAAAAUCCAAUUAUUUCCUUGAAUAAGUGGGGACAAUAUGCGAGUGAUGUACAACUGGUGUUACGGCGGACUGGGCCAUCCCUCAGCGAGAGGCCGACUUCAGACAGUGUCGCUCGAAUACCGGAAAGAACUUUGUAUCGUCAGAGCUUGCCUCCGUUAGCCAAGCUAAGACCGCAAAAUGAUAAGUCAAUAAAGAGGCGAGAACCAAAAAGGAAAUCUUUGACUUUCACAGGAGGGGCGAAAGGAUUGAUGGAUAUUUUCGGGAAAGGAAAAGAUCCUGAAUUCAAGCAGAAAGUUCUGAACUGCAAAGCAACUGUUGAUGAGUUGAAAAAACUGAUCCACCUCCAGAUGGAGAAGCUCCAGUCUAUUGAGAAACAGCUGGAUUCGAAUGAUGCUGAAAUCAAAUACUGGGAGCAGAGAUUCAGUUACAGCUUGGAAGACGAAAUUGUUAGGCUGGAGCAGAAGAUCAAAAGGAACGAAGUAGAAAUUGAGGAGGAGGAAUUCUGGGAAAAUGAACUCCAGAUCGAGCAGGAAAAUGAGAAACAACUGAAGGAGCAGCUCCUAGAGAUGAGGCAACGGAUUUUGGAUUGUGAAAACAAACUGAAGGAGUAUGUGGCCCGCAUCCGUGGCAUGGAAAGCGGGCUUGAGGCUGAAAAGUUACACCAAGAAGUGGAGGAGUCCAAAGUCAACGAAGAAGAAGUCAAAGAGAAGAUUGAAAAAGUCAAGGGAGAAAUUGAUAUUCAGGGGCAACAAAGUCUGAGACUGGAAAAUGGGACUAAAGCAAUUGAGAGGUCUUUGGGCCAGGCCACCAUACGAUUACAGGAGAAGGAACAGGAACUAGAGCAGUUGACAAAAGAGCUGCGACAAGUCAAUCUCCAGCAGUUUAUCCAGCAGACAGGGACAAAGGUCACUGUGCUGCCUGCAGAACCAACAGAACUGGAAGCUUCACACACAGAGAUUGAGAUGGAAACAAUAUUUCAGACGGGGUCCUUGAAACGCCCUAGUUCAUCAAGACAGCUGCCCAGCAAUCUUCGGAUCCUGCAGAAUCCACUGUCCUCUGGUUUCAACCCAGAGGGCAUUUAUGUAUAGCAGUAUAUACCUCUUCUGGAGAGGACCUAUGAAGGUACCAAGGACCUCCUUUUGCAUCUAUUCUCCCAGUGCAGGGAAGGAAAGAACUUCCUUUCUGAAUCCACAAAUGUUGGUAUUUUCUUUUUUAAUGAGAUCAGCAACCAGCUUUGAUUCCUGCCUCCUGUACUGGUAAUAUGAAGAACUGAAGGAACUGACAAGGCACACUUUUGCAAUGUUGCAAUUGGUGCCAAACAGCUAUGGUGCAAAUAGCUUCAUUUUUUAAAGAAUUUGGAGAAGUAUUAUUCCAUAGCUGGCUGAAAUGACUGACUUGAGUGCAAGAAACUGUGUGGAGAUGAAUUUGAGUUUAAUUUAUUCCAUUUAAUCAGUGGAUGUAUGAAUGUUGACUUGUAAAAUUAUACCUAUCGUUCUUGCCUGUGAGCAGGACUACAUGUUAAGCCUAGCCAGGGCCACUGCCUCAAACAGCGCCCUUUGAUAGGUACUCCUCUCCAUCCACACGUGAAGAAUUGUGCAAUGUGCUGCUGUGAUCCCACUGUGAAUGUAUCAUCUCUUUCUACCAUCAUUUGCGAUUCCCUGCCAGCAAUCUCCACGUGAUUCAGUCACAACAUGAGGAAAAUGAUGCUAGCUCUACUAGGGAGUGAGGAGAACUCCGCAUAGAUGCCAGUUUCAGUGGCUGUCCUGUGUUGGGCUUAAUUUGUAACUCUCCCAUAAAUGAAGAGAAGUAUGAGUCAUAUAUGAAGAGAACUAUGAGUGAGCACGUGGAUACAAGUGUAAGUAUGUGAGAAAGAGAGAAUGGGUAUGUGCAUGAAUGAGUAUGAGCACAGAAACACCAAGAUCAUCACAACAGUGUUUCAUAAUUACAAAGUGUUGUUAAGGAUGAAUGUUGCAGAAUCUUUAAAACAUUCUGUUGAUAUUUUUGUUCUGUUACAAGUUACAUUGUGUUAUAGCCAUUGCAGGAUUUUUAUAAUCAGUGGCUUUGUCCAUCAAAGGUCUGCUGGGACUUAAUCCUCACUUGGUAAGGAUGUGUUUAGUAUUUGAUAGAGGAGUGUUUAGUUAAACAGCAUUUUAUUAUAUGAAAUUUAUAUUUGAAAUAUUUUGUCACAAUAAAUAUACUUAUCAAGGAACAAAACACUAUAUCUUCAGUCAAGUAUCUUGCCAAAGGAGUUCAUCACUGACUUUUUGGGUUUUGUCUAGCAAGUUUCUAUUUUUUUCCCUUCACCUGAUAGCAUCCUUGUGUUGUAGUCAGCUUUUCCAAUAAAGACACAGUCGUUCAGUUUAAUGCUGACUUUGUACUACUUGUGACUCACUAAGCCAAACACAACCUUCAAGCCAUAUCUGGUGGCCUGCCAGCACUUGACAGCUCUCCUUUUAUUGUAGUAUUGAGAAAAAGUAAAAUGUUGUCAAGACACGUGGUAGCUUUUGCCACAUGCAGAUGGCGACACGUGUUCACUUUAGCCCAUCAAAAUGCGUGCAGGCUCAAUCCAAUGACUCACAGCACAGAAUAAUAUUCCAUUAUUAAAAACUUAUGUAAAUGUUUGAAAGAUUAUUUCUGAUCAAUAUGUUAUGCAAAAUGGUCUGAAGAAAUGGUUCCUUUAUUAAAAUAAGGGAGCUGAGUUCAUUUAUAAAAUGACUUCAUUCACCAAAUGCAACCCCAAAUAAGAGUAGAUUUAGAGAAGAUUGCAUGCCCCAGAGACAUAGGAGUAAGCGCAUGAAUCAUUCUUCAUGGCAAGAUUUAAUUAGGAAAUUUGUGUCUCUGAAUAUUUAACUGACAUGUCCAAAACUUUAAAGAGUACAAUGAUAUCUCAAGAAAUUAGAAGUUUCCUAUCAGAAUCUACAUCUCGUCUGUAAUAUUUCAAUUUUCCUGUGCAAGAGCUAUUAAUCAUCAGAUACAUUGUGGGCCUUUUGAUUUCAGUGGGGUGAUGUAUGGGCAUUUGGUGGCAUCAUUGUAGAGUUUGGUCCUGCAAACAACUUAGCUCAAAUUCGAAAUAAUCAUUUUGAGACAGAGGUCAAUUCAUCUAAAUACCUACAAUUAGUGACCAUUGAAUUAUGUGCACACUAUGACCUAAAGUCAGUUGUUUAUCCCUACUAAAAUUGACUGGUUGACUUACCAAAUUCCCAUUCUUUUUAUGAGUAUUUGCUUCUUUCAGCAGGGAGUUGUCAGGAAACUGUAUACAGGUGUCUAAAUACCCAUUUAUUCACAAAGCAGGAGCAUACGUGGACAGUGCAUUUUAUUUUUAAAAUAAGAGUAUAGAACCCCUCAAUUACUUACUGUAUUUGCAGAUUCAAAUUGAUUUCAAGCUUCCACUAUAAUUGAAGAAUCAUCCUCAUUUAAAGCUAUAAAAAUGAGUAAGAUUCUACUCCAAGCUGAAAGAAAUUGUAAAAUACAUGUAAAUGUUUUCUUUCUAAAAAGUCACUUUGCAAGUGAGCCUCAGACCGCAGCUCCUUCCCCAGCAUCUUAGCCCUGUUAGCUGUGGAUGUUGAGAGAUGUAGUGACAUCAUCUUGCGGGUAGGUUCUCACAAGUCAGAGAAGCUUCAUUUAUAUUUGGAGUGCUCCAAAAAUAACUAGCCAGGUAUGGAAAUGCACCUGUUUGUGUGCAGGGUGAUAGCUACAUUAUUUGACCGUAUCUGCCUUUCUGAAAAAAUAAUACAUUUUAUUUUUGUAAAGUUUUGGUAUUUGCAUAUGGCAGCAGGAGAAUUUCGUAACAUAGCAGUGGCAGCACUGAUACUGGAAAACUUUGAAAACAAAUGAACACCAAGGCCUUUUAAGGCAUUUGUGAAGUUUGCAUGUUCGCCACAUGUAUAGCUGAAAAGUGCCCACCAGCAAAUCCAGUUCUCUCCCCUUCUUUUGCCACUGGGAGUAGGCUGGGUUCAGGAAACACUCCUCAGGAAGCCUCAGUGUGGCCUUCUGAACUUUGCUUCCAAACAUUGCAGUUUAAAUGCUGUAUUACACUGGGCAGAGAAGAAUGUUUGGGCAAUGCACUUUCUGUUGUUAAAAAGAGAGAGAGGUGGGAUGUUAGGCAAAAAAAUGCUUCGAUGUUGAACUGCUCAACUCUCUGUGAGCAUAAUUUAAUCUUGAGACUCUGACUCAUUAUGACUGGGAUGACCUCAGUCCACAAACAUGUCCUCCAAUAGACAUCUUGUUUGUGAAUAUGAAUAAAUGGAUCUUCAGAGAAUCUUGUCCUGACACUUUUUGCUUUUCAUUUGAUGAUACUCCCUACAUUAAUUUUGGAAAAUGUGUUUCCUUCCCGAUGCUAUUGCGCUGCAUCUUUUGAAAUGGAACAUAGUAAAGGAGAAGUAGUUGUAGUUCAACAGCAUCAGAGAUGCCUCCGGUUUCUCACCCUUGCCCUACCUCACCUUUCCCCAAGCAAUGCCCAGCAGAUAUGUUGACAACGUAGUGGCUAGAGAUGUUGGUUAUCCAGCAACAUCUGAAGAGCAUGCGCUUGAGAAAGGCCAACCUAUUUCCUGUGAACCAUUCAACAGAGGUUUUGAAAGGCUGCAUCACCUGCAGCUGCAAUACCGGAGAGAUGGUUCUCCAAACAUGUCACUUUACACAGUAAUAUAAUAAUAACUUUAUUUUUAUACCCCGCCAACCAUCUCCCCUAGGGGACUCGGGACUGCUUACAAGGGACACAGUAGGGAUGAAGUUUGCAUGCCAUCCCUCUCCAUGCAAAUGAGAAAUAUAAGCACACAAUUGCUAAUAAAAGCUGACCCUUUUGGUGUUCACCCUCUUGUUCAUUGAAUAAAUUGUGCAGAUCCAAGCACUGCACAUGCCAGGAAACAGAAACAGUGGUGGUAGAGGAGGAGGAGGAAGAUCCUGAACAUGAACCAACUUUGAGUGAAAGUUACUCCCAAUUUAAUGUUAUAUCAGGGGCGAGGGACCUUUGACUCUCUAUAUCAGAGGAGAUGUAUUGCUUUGGGAUUGUAAUUCCCUUUAACAGUACCCACUUUGGCCAAUAGUACAGGAUUGUAGGAGUUGUCUUCCCCCAAACAUUUGGAAGGCAAAAGCUUCUCUCCCUUGUCUUUCAUAUCUUUUGAAGAUGUGGCUGCACAGGUACAGCAUUUGCAUGUCUUAAAAUAUAUGCGGUGUUUAAGAGAUGAGUAAAUAUGUAGGCGACUUGAAGACAAGAUCAGUGAGCUUGAUGAAUGCUCACUGUUAAUCAGUCAAUAUGCUCAAUAAGGUAAUCUGGCAUCUCACUUUUGCAUUUGCAUGAAGGACAGUGGCAUCUUUCAAGAGGACACGAGUUCUCUUAGUUGUAUUAAGAAACAGUUUGGUUUGCCGCUUGCAGCCCUUUUAUUGCACAUUGCGUAGUCAAGAGAGUAAUUCCUAUUUUUUUACCUCCAGAAUGCUCAAAGAGGUUGACAAAUCCCCAGUAUACUUUAUCUUAUGUGAAUUGGGCCUUAAUUAUCCAUGUAAAUAGCAAAAAAUGUAUUUUGAUUUAUUUUCCGUUUUGAAUAAUCCUGUGCUAUAUAUUUUUUAAAGUGUCAAAAAGUGUUACUUUUAUAAUCUAGCUCUUUUUUUUAGACCAUUGAUUCAUGCAUGUUUAUUCUAUUUGUUACAGUAUUCUAAUGUUUUGAAUGAAGGCCAUCAACUGUAUGGAAAUGACAAAACAGUUUUAUUUAUUCAGUAUUUUUUCCUGCUGUUUUACUUUUUUGAAAUAAAGUUUUCAUGGCCACUAUA
Messenger RNA from Anolis sagrei ordinatus, 6082 nucleotides. RefSeq names its product Ras association domain family member 8 (gene RASSF8). Gene Ontology annotation, biological process: signal transduction. The record is from RefSeq and is a predicted model, not a curated record. NCBI's taxonomy places the organism in Eukaryota, Metazoa, Chordata, Lepidosauria, Squamata, Anolidae.